CGGACGUGCGUCGACAGGACAUGAACCUAUCUAGCUGUUGUAUUUGAACUGGUACCCGAUACUCGCUUCAAACUACUGUGCUCCCCCGCCACGUCAUGGCAGAAACAGUUGAGCCUCUAGACUACCUAGAACCCGCCCUGGCCGUUCCCUAUCCGGCUCAUGCCAGAACAGGGUCCCGCUCUACGGACAGGCGGCCUAGCUUCUCCGCGUUCUCUCAGACUGCUCGUGUAACGGCGCAUGAUUUGCCUGUGUUGGGAAAUGGGACUGACAUUGAGCUCACAAGUGUCAACUCCAAGGCACCAAUUGAGGAUGCUGUAUCUGAGACUCCGGCGGAAUCUAUCCAUGCACCUGAGCCAAUAUCUCCAAGUCAAAAACGACUUUUUCUCUAUGUACUGGCUUGUUGCUGGUCUGUAGUCGUUAUGGGCUGGAAUGAUGGUUCAACUGGUCCGCUCAUUCUUCGUAUGGAGGCAUUCUGGAACGUUGGCUUUGCUGUUGUGUCAUUGUUGUACGUGUGCAGUUUUGUGGGCUUUAUUGUUGCCGGUCUUCUCAACGUAUGGCUGUCAGAUAAGCUUGGAUUUGGUAAGAUUGUUGUGGUGGGUAGCUCUUGCCAGUUGAUCGCCGCUGUGUUGGAGUCCACCGGCCCUCCUUUCCCCGUCUUUGCACUUGCGUUUGCCUUCAACGGAUUCGGUGGUGCUCUUCUUAAUGCGCACCUCAACACUCUCAUUGCUUCUAUGCCAGAUCCCGCACCGAAGCUCGGAAUCCUACACAUGAGCUACGGUUUCGGAGCAUUUCUAAGCCCCUUUGCUGCCACUCAAUUCGCCCAGAUGCCGCGCUGGUCCAUUGGAUACAUUGUUCAGACCGGGUUCGCAUUAACAGGUGUGAUCAUCUAUGUCGUAACCUUCCGCUUUCGGACAGAAGCUCAGAUCCUGGGUGCCUGGUUAGACUCAGACGGACCCAUAGAGCCAGUUCGAGGCAACAAGAUGAAGCAGAUAUUCCAGCUUUCCACUGUCCAUGUUCUGGCUUUCUUUGUUCUGGUGUAUGUCGGCCUCGAAGUCACCCUCGGAGGAUGGAUCGUCACCUACCUCGUGCAAGUGCGUGGCGGUGGUCCUUCAUCAGGUUAUGCAUCUAGCGGUUUCUUCGGAGGCCUCGCAUUAGGCAGGGUGCUGCUCCUUUGGGUGAACAAGAAGCUCGGCACAAACCGUGUCAUUUAUCUCUACAGCUUUCUCGUCCUUGGACUUCUGAUGAUCGUCUGGUUCGUACCAUCCGUGAUCGGGGACGCGGUCGCAGCAGCGUUGAUCGGACUGCUUCUCGGCCCCUUUUAUCCUCUCAUGAUCGGCGUAAGCCGCCAGAUCCUCCCACGCGGCCUGCUAACGGGCGCGAUCGGCUGGAUCGGAUCAUUCGGACAAGCCGGUUCCGCCCUUUUCCCUUUCAUCACAGGCGCCCUGGCUCAGAAAUACGGUAUCAAGAUCCUUCAGCCCAUGCUGGUCGCUAUGAUGGCUGUCGAUAUCUGCCUUUGGGCCGCUCUGCCGUACACGACUCGGCUGAUGACUUGAGCUUUUCCGGUGGCGUACGUUACUCGUAAUACAUGCGGCUCGGUAUCCAGAUUCUCGCAACCUAAAAAACUAGUACUGUCUUUCCAUCCUUUCCAUCCAUUCCAUCCACUGGCGCACACUGUUGUAUUUCCCACAAUUCCAAGUUU
This is a messenger RNA of Dacryopinax primogenitus, 1699 nucleotides long. Its product is annotated as MFS general substrate transporter. The record is from RefSeq and is a predicted model, not a curated record. Gene Ontology annotation, biological process: transmembrane transport. The transcript is spliced from 11 exons. Gene Ontology annotation, molecular function: transmembrane transporter activity. Bases 96 to 1553 code for a protein of 485 amino acids. Gene Ontology annotation, cellular component: membrane. Lineage: Eukaryota; Fungi; Basidiomycota; Dacrymycetes; Dacrymycetales; Dacrymycetaceae.